Molecule: messenger RNA, 7022 nt
Organism: Meleagris gallopavo (turkey)
Lineage: Eukaryota; Metazoa; Chordata; Aves; Galliformes; Phasianidae
Gene: CHRNA4
Product: cholinergic receptor nicotinic alpha 4 subunit
Biological process (GO): monoatomic ion transmembrane transport
Cellular component (GO): postsynaptic membrane
Molecular function (GO): transmembrane signaling receptor activity; acetylcholine-gated monoatomic cation-selective channel activity
Source: RefSeq, a predicted model, not a curated record
GUUGUCACGACUUCAGCAGGGCUAUUUGUGGUGCACUUAAGGUGCAUUCACAGAUAUAGAUAAGUUCAGGUAAGCUCCUGCCUCUGCCUCACCUUUGAUUUGCAUGUUGCCUCUGAGCAGCCUAACAUUUGUGUUUUUGCCAUGCAUUUGUACAGCACCAAGCACAGCUGAGCCCUGUUUUCAUGGACAGGCUCACUGACCUCGAUAACCUUUGACAGCAGAGUUACACGCCUGGACCAGAAAUACCUAUCAGGCUAAUUACCUGAGUCUACAGGAGCAAUUUUGAAAAGCACUCGAGCAAGAUUAAACGAACAGCUACUGUUAAUUAAAAACUAUUUGGGGUACAGGUGCUAUAUAAAGCUCCCAAAUGACCCCAGCCCCACAGCUUAUGGGUGCAUGCAGCCAGAUUCUGGACCUCCUCUUUUAUCUCUCACUCUCAAAGUUUUCCUCGCCUGCAGCCUGUUUGCUGGAGAGCACUGAUUCCCUCCUCCUCAGCUGGAGGUGGGCAGGUCUGACUACAGCAAAUACCCAAACACGCCGUGCUCCCCCUCUGCUUCAUCAAGCGCUGCUCCUCGGCGUCGGUGGUCACCAGCAGCAAAAAGCUCAGCGAAGGCUGCUCAGAGGGCUGGGGGAAGGGCGGCAGCAGCAGCGAACAAAUCGAGCAGCCAAAGAGCCCCGGCGCAGAGAGAGGAGCUAGCAGGGCAGGCAGGCAGGCUGGGUGUUCUGUGCAUCCCUUGCAUCCCUACCGGAGCUCUCUGCAGCUCUCCUGUAUCUCUCGUGAGUGAGCGCAAGUGUCCAUCCGUACCCCGGGAAAGAGCAUCUUCCUAGCGGGAAGAGCUGAGAAGCGGGGAAAGAAUGGGAAGAAUAUAAAUCAUCAAAUACCCUCCUGAAAAGAGGGAGAGAAAGGAGCCGAGGGGAAUGAAGCCGGAGGAUCCGGAGACUCGGAGAGGAAAAGUUGCCCCGACGGGAGACGCUGCGUACUAAAGCCCGAGCUCUGCUCCACGAUGGGAUUUCUCGUGUCUAAGGGAAACCUCCUUCUCCUGCUGUGUGCCAGCAUCUUCCCCGCUUUCGGCCACGUGGAAACGCGAGCCCACGCAGAGGAACGUCUCCUGAAGAAACUCUUCUCCGGUUAUAACAAGUGGUCCCGUCCUGUCGCCAACAUUUCAGAUGUGGUCCUGGUCCGAUUUGGCUUGUCCAUAGCCCAGCUCAUCGAUGUUGAUGAGAAGAACCAAAUGAUGACCACAAAUGUGUGGGUGAAGCAGGAAUGGCAUGACUACAAGCUGCGCUGGGACCCCCAGGAGUAUGAAAAUGUCACAUCCAUCCGGAUCCCCUCAGAGCUCAUCUGGAGGCCAGACAUUGUCCUCUAUAAUAACGCUGAUGGUGACUUUGCAGUCACCCACCUGACCAAAGCCCACCUCUUCUAUGAUGGGAGAAUUAAAUGGAUGCCACCUGCCAUCUAUAAAAGCUCCUGCAGCAUCGAUGUUACCUUCUUUCCCUUUGAUCAGCAAAACUGUAAAAUGAAAUUUGGCUCUUGGACAUAUGACAAAGCUAAGAUAGACUUGGUGAGCAUGCACAGCCACGUGGACCAACUGGACUACUGGGAAAGCGGGGAGUGGGUCAUCAUCAAUGCUGUGGGCAAUUACAACAGCAAGAAAUAUGAAUGCUGCACAGAGAUCUACCCUGAUAUAACUUACUCUUUCAUUAUCCGGAGGCUGCCACUGUUCUACACAAUCAAUUUGAUCAUUCCCUGCCUGCUUAUCUCCUGCCUGACCGUCCUAGUCUUCUACUUGCCCUCUGAGUGUGGAGAGAAGAUAACCUUGUGCAUCUCUGUGCUGCUGUCCCUCACGGUGUUCCUGCUGCUCAUCACAGAGAUCAUCCCUUCUACCUCCCUGGUCAUCCCCCUGAUAGGAGAGUAUCUGCUCUUCACCAUGAUAUUUGUCACCUUGUCUAUCAUCAUCACUGUCUUUGUGCUCAACGUGCACCACCGUUCCCCACGUACCCACACGAUGCCUGACUGGGUGAGGAGGGUCUUCCUUGACAUAGUCCCACGUCUCCUCUUCAUGAAGCGGCCCUCCACAGUGAAGGACAAUUGCAAGAAGCUUAUCGAAUCUAUGCACAAAAUAACCAACUCACCAAGGCUUUGGUCCGAGGCCGACAUGGAGCCCAACUUCACUACCUCAUCCUCCCCCAGCCCCCAGAGUAAUGAACCUUCACCCACAUCAUCCUUCUGUGCCCACCUUGAGGAGCCGGCCAAGCCCCAGCCUAUGUGUAAAUCCCCUUCUGGACAGUACUCAAUGCUGCACCCUGAGCCCCCACAGGUGACGUGCUCCUCUCCGCAGUCCUCCUGCCUCCCCCUGAGUGACACCCAGACCACAUCCAUCUCCAAAGGCAGAUCGCUCAGUGUUCAGCAGAUGUACAGCCCCAAUAAGACAGAGGAAGGGAACAUCCGCUGUAGGUCCCGCAGCAUCCAGUACUGUUACCUGCAGGAGGACUCUUCCCAGACCAAUGGCCACUCCAGUGCCUCUCCAGCAUCGCAGCGCUGCCACCUCAAUGAAGAGCAACCCCAGCACAAGCCCCACCAGUGCAAGUGUAAGUGCAAAAAGGGAGAGGCAGCUGGCACACCGACUCAAGGAAGCAAGAGUCACAGCAACAAAGGAGAACACCUCGUGCUGAUGUCCCCAGCCCUGAAGCUAGCAGUGGAAGGGGUCCACUAUAUUGCAGACCACCUGCGAGCAGAAGAUGCAGAUUUCUCGGUGAAGGAAGACUGGAAGUACGUAGCGAUGGUCAUUGACCGGAUCUUCCUCUGGAUGUUCAUCAUUGUGUGUUUGCUGGGGACCGUUGGGCUCUUCCUCCCGCCGUGGCUGGCAGGAAUGAUCUAAGCACAGCUACAGAAUGAGGAAAUACAUCCUGCCCUGUGGGUCUUAGUUCACCUGGAAGGAGAUGAGCAGAGAAAUGGAGCCGGCCCUUUGAAUUAUUCACUGCGUGUCCGCGCAUGAGUUGUUCCACAGCACACUGGGAACACGUUCUGAAGUCACAUCAUUUUGCCAAGCCAUUUUCAUGUCCUCCAUCUAUUUUAGGGGAAAAGUUCUCAUUAAAGUUUGUACAUAGCAUGGUGCCAUUCACUGGCAUAUACUCAGCAGUGUAAGGCCACGAGCUUGCCCCCUAAAGCAGCACAUGCAGAGGCUUUGCGUAUACAAACCAGCAAAUUUGCUCCGCUCGUCAUCAGAGGUCUCCGUGUGCCUGUGUAACCUUGCCCUGUCCAGCUGAAGUGGAUUGGGGUUGCUUGCCCCUGUAUGAGUCAUUUUAUAAAUAAAGUUCCAGCUUGGGAUACCCGUGCUGGAUGUGUCUGUACCAUAUGGGAGGGGCUGAAGGAAGCAGCUCAGUCUCACUAGGGACAACUGGCAACGUUAGCCCACCAAAACACAGUGCUUGUAGUUUUCAUAUUGGCAGGGUUUCUUUGGCCAAGACCCUUCAGAAGUCACGGAGAUGAGGGACAUCAUCUCUCAGUGAGGCUCAGACAAAGCAAGGGAGAUUUGCAUCUUCCUCUGCAGCUCUUUCCCAUGCUGCAAGUCUCCCCUCCAUGCCUGCCGUUUCCCUGAUUGGCUGGAAGAAGUUACUUAAUGAGCAUCAGGUGCUGAACUCGCACAAAUAGAUCACCUUGUUCACUGGUGCUUCAGCAGCCUUGUUUUUCUCAGCUUUCUCAUAGCCCAUUCAGCUCAGCAUCCCCUCUGUUUGGCACUUAGAAAUGCACAGCUCCCAUUUCCACUGCUGGCUGCCAGCUGGGAAAAGCACAGCAGCACUCAGUGCCACAUCUCCCUGUUUGCUUCCACAGGCAGAAGGGCUUACAAACAGCUUACUAAACUGCACGAGGAACAGCAGAUACAGCCCAAAAACACAGCCUUCGCAUGAGACUGCAUGGCUGUGUGACUCAGAACCCAGGCGUCCCCCUGCAGCCCACAUUGCAGUCAGUGCACACGAACCCUUUGGGCUGCAGGGAAUUUGCUUCCCAGCAGCUCUAGCAGCCCCAGCUUUGGUGGAUGCACAGCUCACACCCAGAGCUGUAUGAGCUUGAGAGGCUUACUCACAUCCAGAGUGCUAGGAGUUGCUGAUGACAGCAGUGCUGGGCUGGGGACCUGACCUGGUAGGUGGCAGUCAGCCCAAAGAUGGGGUUGGAACCUGGAGGUCUUUAGGGUCCCUUCCAACCCAAUCAUUCUAUGGUUCAGUGAUACUGCACUCAGUUCAGGAAGGACAGCAAAUCUUGUAAACCUAUAUAUCCCUGGAUGCAAUCAAGGCCAGGUUGGAUGUGGCUCUGAGCAGCCUGGUCUAGUGGCUAGUGACCCUGCCCAAGGCAGGGGGGUUGAAACGAGAUGAUCAGUAUGGUCCUUUUCAACACAGGCCAUUCUGUGAUACUAUGAUACCAGCUCCAGUUCAUAAUGUCUACUAAUUACAAUUCGUUCUUUGUACUGUUUUUAUAAAAAAGGUGAGGGCUUCAAUAUUCUGUGCACCAUGCAUCCUAAUAUAUGGACAUUAGUUAUACCAGAGAGAAAUAUUUUCAUUCUACUUAUAAUUGCAAGAAUUGCAAUAACUGUUGGCACACUCAGUAUUGAGUCUAAAGACUGAAAACAAAGAAUUUUCACAUUUUAUCUAUCUUGGAAGGACUGGAGUUGAACCAUUUCAAAAACAGUACAUCAAAAUUCGAGGACAAGAUAAAAUCAAAGCAGUGAUCACCCUGGUUGGCCAAUGCCAUCAAUCCCACCUGCUUUUCCUCUUGUCACAGCCUUGGCCAUGUGCCCUCCAUCCAUGCAGCUGGCAGAAACUGCAGUCCUGGCAUGGUGCUGCAGCCAGGGAGUUGAUGGCUCUUUGCUUGUUUUCAGAAUAGAGACUCACUCUUUAGAGAUGCUAAUUUAUCCUUUUUCACAGUCAGUGAGCUUGCUUAUGGCAACGAAAAGAAAACAAACAACGAAACAUCUUCAAGGUCUAGUGCAUAAUUGCACCAACGCAGCUGCAGCCUGCGUGGAGGUCAUGGGCUGCGCUGCAGACAAGCUGGGCUCCCAUUUUCAGUGCAAAAUACAUGAAGGUGGGAGAAAUUCUGACCCCGGGGUAUUGCUGGGUCCUGGGCAGUGCCCAGGGGCUGCUCAGAGCUCAGUCUGCAAUGUAGGAGCCCAUGAGCAUCGGGGCAGUGGAGCAGGUGUGGGCUUGGCUGUGUGCAUCCGCAGCCAUAUAACCAUCCCAGCUGGCCGACCUGCCACAGACAGACCCCUGCCUAACACAGGGGAAUGAUUCGGGUGCAGUAGUAGGACUAGGAAAGGUUUAAGGACAGAUUCAAGAUCUAAAUGUCUUCUUGUGAGAUUCUGCAAAGGCAAGUAUAGUUUCCACUUUGCUCACAGCAAACGUGCCACCUCAGCCCACCACCUUCUCUGCAAAAAGUGAUUAUCAGUGCACACAAUAGCAUCUCCAGGGGAGCAUUGCACUGUGACAGCACAGGAGCCUGGCAAGGGCACAGCAAUGCAAUCCAGUCCUGGCACAGUUGCCCUGCCACCCUGGGCUGCCCACACACAUCUGCUCCAUUAGCACAUCGAAAUGCCAGGUGUGAUGGGGAGCGCAGAGGAUGUGGCUGUGUCCCUGAAGACUCAGUGACACUGUGGGAUCACAGGGUUUGGCAGAGCAAGAUGAGAAGUGACAGCUGAAACCGGCUACGGAGAUGUUAGUGGCAUUUGGAAGAAGCUCAGAUGAUGCAGGUCACUGGUUUCCUCUGGUGUUGCUAACAUCACAACAUUUCUCAUGUAGUGGCAGCUCCAUUUCUUCUCACAUGGCAUUAAUAUUUCCCCAGUUUAAAGUUCAAAUAAUGUCUUGCUUUCUGCUUCCAAUGUGCCUUCUGGUAAAAUCCAAGGGGAGAAAACAAGAAUCAUGCCCCAUCACUCUGUCUUGGAUGGAUUAUUCCACUCUGGAGAUUGCUAAGGAGGAUGGUAUCCCUUCACAGAAUUCAAUGAUCAGAAAUUGGAAUAAAACUGAGAUGUGAACCAGACUGUAACUGUGGAAAAAUGAAUAAUUCUGCUAUUCCAACCUCAUGUAAAGCAAAGAGAGAUUUACAUUUUCUGGAGUCUUUCAUAUGUGCACUCACCCUGCCUAAGUCAUCCCCCCAGCCAUACAACACUGGGGGGGUAUUUCAUCUGCAGCUGGUUGGUAGGAUGAGCUAUAUAAUCUGUAUUUCCUCAGCUGUUUUCAGGGCAAUUGUCCAUAAUACCAUCUCCAUCUUCAGUGAGCUAAUCCACAUAACCUAUAUCACCUCCUUUUUGCUUAAGUUUCUCUCUAAACACUUACCUAGAAACCAGACUCAAAUAAAUUCACUUGCAUAGGGACAGGCAGGCAGAAGGAUGUAUGUGAGAUGACAGACACAUAUGGAGCUAAGGAUCAUCCCUUGUAACAGCCCCACCUACCUUGAUAGCCCCUCUGGGCUCUGCCUCACUGCAGUGAUGCGUUUUUAUAAAAUCUCCUGUCCCACCCAAAAUCUCUUUUUGGUCUCCAGACCUUUAUAUUUGGGAAAACCAAGCUGUUGAGCCCUGGAGAGAGCCUUCUCAGAGCUGCUUGUUAGCAAUAUUGCUAGUUAGUCCUCCGUGCGUAUUUUAUCUUACCCCUGAGGCUGAUUUAAUGAUGCUUGUAGCCAAAAAAAUCUGUCUCUGAAAGGUCCUCAGCCUCUGCCAGCAUGUGGCUGCACCAGGUGGGCCAACCUCUGCAGCAGGGAUAGAAACCAGAUUUUAUCGUAAUUUACAAACAUCUAAAGAUGUAAGAAAGUCUGAAAAUAUGACGUCACGUUACACACUGUGUGGAAAAAAGUCUCUGUAAUGAUUGCUUAGGGUGUAAGUGAUAAUGAGAAAAUCAAGACAGAUUUUCCAUAAGGACUGAGAAGAGGGGGAAGUAAACGGGCAUUCCUUUGCAAAGUGGGGAAAGAAUAGGAACUGGUGGGAUUUCACAGGGACAUGCUAAAUUUGUGCACUGAGAUUAAUUCAGAAUUAUCUAAAAAA